ACAUAGGGAGAAAGAAAACAACAUUUGAUCUAAUAAGUUUUGUUUUAAGUCUUUGUAAUAGUUUUUUAGUGCUUUAUUUUAUUCUCUCUCUCUGUUUGAUGAAUUGAUUGGUUAUCUCUUUUAUGUUCUUCGAAUUGCAUCUAAUUCUCUUUUCUUACAUAUCCUGUCUUAUAUUCUAUUGUUGUCUCAAAAUUAAUAAUCAAACCAGUGUUGGGUUUUAUGAUCUUGUGUUGAGUUUACUUGAGCUUCGAGUUCAAUUUUAUGGCGAAUCCUUGGUGGGCUAUUAAUCAAGUGAAUCUACAAGGCAUAGAGCCUGCAGGCAAUUCAGCAGGCUUGAACAAAAGUGACAUGGGGAUUUCGAUGAACGAUACCGGGAAAAAUAUAAGCAGCGACGACGACGACAGAGAUACCGGCGAUGAGCCUAAAGAGGGGGCUAUUGAGAUCGGUAACCGAAGACCUAGAGGCCGACCUCCGGGCUCCAAAAACAAGCCCAAACCCCCCAUUUUUGUCACUAGGGACAGCCCGAACGCGCUGCGUAGUCACGUCAUGGAAGUUGUGAGUGGCACCGAUGUGGCGGAAAGCAUAGCUCAAUUCGCCCGGAGACGACAGCGCGGCGUCUGUGUGCUCAGUGGCAGCGGUUCGGUCGCGAACGUUAUGCUUAGACAACCGGCUGGACCCGGAGCCGUGGUUGCUCUUCAAGGGAGGUUCGAAAUCUUGUCUUUGACAGGAGCUUUCCUGCCUGGACCAGCACCACCAGGCUCAACGGGACUCACCAUAUACCUAGCCGGUGGUCAAGGACAAGUCUUCGGCGGAAUCGUCGUCGGUUCACUCGUCGCCGCCGGGCCUGUUAUGGUCAUUGCAGCAACGUUCGCUAACGCAACUUACGAAAGAUUGCCAGUAGGAGACGAAGAAGCAGCAGCCAGCGGAGACGGACAAGGUGAUCAGAUCCACAACGGAUCAACCAAUUCUCCGCCGCCGGAGAUAAUCCGAACGGGAAACGGCCCGCAGACAGGUCUGCUAGAUCCAUCUUCACUUCCGAUAUACAAUAUGCCUCAUAAUUUAGUCUCCAAUGGAGGUCAACUAGGGCAUGAGGCCUAUGCUUGGGCACAUGGGCGACCACCUUACUAGUAAGUCCAGACCAUAGCUACUUAUGUAAGAGAUUGAGACAUAAUCUUCUUAGAUCUUCCAAAAAUCUCGUGUUUUUUAUUUAAAGAUCUGUGAAA
This is a messenger RNA of Hibiscus syriacus, 1223 nucleotides long. Its product is annotated as AT-hook motif nuclear-localized protein 20-like. The record is from RefSeq and is a predicted model, not a curated record. Gene Ontology annotation, molecular function: minor groove of adenine-thymine-rich DNA binding; DNA-binding transcription factor activity. The transcript has a single exon. Bases 262 to 1128 code for a protein of 288 amino acids. NCBI's taxonomy places the organism in Eukaryota, Viridiplantae, Streptophyta, Magnoliopsida, Malvales, Malvaceae. Gene Ontology annotation, cellular component: nucleus.